Messenger RNA from Racocetra fulgida, 1346 nucleotides. The record is from the annotation of a GenBank genome assembly. Lineage: Eukaryota; Fungi; Glomeromycota; Glomeromycetes; Diversisporales; Gigasporaceae.
GAUUAUAAUAUUACUUGGACUGACCAGAUUAUUGAUGAUUCCUUACCAAUAGUUGCUAAUACAACUGAUAAACCAACUAUUAGUUUCUUCAGUGAUAAUACUACACCUCCACCAGCUGUUCAAAACAUCUUUACGGAUAUAAAAAUUCAACAAGCACCAUUUUUAAUUCCACCAAUUUAUCCUGGUGCUCGAUUCAUAGUUUAUUGUAUUUUAGAAAAAGGCGUUGAAGCAUGUAAAGAAAUUACCUUGAGUGCAGGUUCUCAUGAUGGUCCUAUGAAGCUUUCUAUUCCAUUAGAUCCCGUAACCUUAAAAGGAUCAAAAAUACAUACACUUGCUGCCAGAAAACUUAUUCAAGAUAUGGAAGAUGGAAUUUCAUUUAUUCAUAAGCAUCCAAUAAAUGCGGAAAAAAGUUUACCAAACUCGCUUAUUCGUAAGAAAAUUGUAAAAUUGGAUAAUGAGUUAGUGGCAGAAGCCAAAAGUUUACCAGGCCAAAGAAUAGUCCCUGUUCCUACUACUGCUUAUUCAGCUUAUCCAGCUCCUACUUCAGCUGCUUAUUACUCAAGAUCAGCUGCUUAUUCUUCACCUCCUCCUCCUCCAGCUGCUAACUUUUAUUCAGAUGCUCCUCCAGCUGCUAAUUUUAGUUCAAUUCUAACUAAUUAUGUCUCUUCAUUUGAGACUCGUAAAGCUCCACGUUCUUAUUCUUCUGAAUCUAUAAAAUUUUUUUAUGGAUCAGUACCUCAAUUUCCAGGAGGUAGUGAUUCUGCUAUACAGGAUGCUAGUGUAUCAAAAACAUCCAGAGUAACAUCAUUUUCUUCAAGUCCAAUGCUUUCUAAUAGAAGUCGACUGUCUCAUCAGUCUUAUUCUAUGUCUUUGAAUGAGGAUGCGGGUUCAUUUGACUCAGAUUCUGAUUUAUAUCAUUUAUGUUGUGAAAAAUUAAGUGACUUUGUUGAGCUGGAUGAUUUUUUAUCCGACAACAACAAAAUUAAUAAUUCUUUCAAACAAGUUUUACCAGCUAUUUCUGUAAAAUCAAAACCUCCAAAGAUUGAAACUCUUUAUAAUUUUCUCAAUUUUCAAUCAUUUGAUGGUUCAUUUUUACCAUCUUCUAAAUUUUAUUCUUGGUUUGAUAAAAAAGAUUUUAAAGAUUUUGAAGUUAUUGGUGUUGAAAAUGAAAAAAUAUUAUGUUUGGCAUUAGCAAUGGUAUAUUUAGAAAUUAUAAUGUUUGAAGCAUUUAAAGAUGAAUGUGAGAUGUGUUAUGAAAAAGCAAAAAAAGCUUUAAAAAAAGAGGUUGGUGAUGAUGAGCAAAAGAUUAUUGAGAUUUUGAAAAAAUCUAAAGAAUGGGUUAAAAA